Stylonychia lemnae is the source of this 3204-nucleotide messenger RNA. The record is from the annotation of a GenBank genome assembly. Lineage: Eukaryota; Ciliophora; Spirotrichea; Sporadotrichida; Oxytrichidae.
AUGCUUAAAAAGAUUGAAAAUUUAAUCCAUAAACAAAGAUAAUCAUCUAUCUCUAGUAGUUCAACUGCCUCAUCAUAAGGUAGCAUAAACUCUGGAAAAGGAUGGAAUAUAUUCAGAUAAGCUAUUGCUCAAAAAGAUAAUGCAUUACCAUAAUUCGAAUCUCCUGCUCUAGAAAAUAUGAAGAUGGAUCUAAAUUUAAAUAAACUCAACUCCAGAUUAUUGAAUUCAAUAUCUGGAAAAAGCUCAUCCUCAAUGGAAGCACCCUCAAAUUUAGCUUAUGAUUCAUAUCAAGGUCUCCUAGCUACAUCAAAUGAGCCCGGAAUGAUUCAGAUAUUUGAUUUGUAGGGCGAAAGAAAAUAGAGAAUAAGAAGUUUAGAUAAAAAUAUCUAUACGAUUAUUAAGUUUUAUCAAAAUCGUCCAUAUUUAAUUGCAUUAGAUAAGCUCAAUUAAAUCUUUUUAAUCAAUUAUCAAACAAAUGAGAUCCAAAAAAUAAACAAACCUAAAUCAAUGGAUGAAAAUGAGAAGUUCAUUGUUCUCUACAUUCCAGACUUUUAUACUGGGGUUGAUGCUAAUGAAGAUUAUGCUUUUUUUGGUACCAAUUUUGGAUAAGUAUUCGUAUUUCAACAAUCUUAAAAAUAGUUUAUCUCAUUUAUCAAGAGUCCAAAUAAAAACAUAACAUAGAUAACUGACAUCAAAUCUAAUCAUAAGAAACCUCAUAGACUUCUUAUUUCAUAUCAAAAUAUGGAGACAUCAUCAUCUAUGGUUGUAGUUCAUUCCUUUUACAAAAAUAAAGAAGUUUAGAGACUUGAAUUCAAUCCAACUUCUCAUCAAGAGCUAGGUAAGGUUCUCACUGCUAGUUACAAUCAUGAAGCAAAUAGAAUUUGCAUUGUGUUUAGUUCAGGAAAAGUGCAAAUUUUCAAAGCUUAAUCUAAAAUUUAAGAGGGGAGAAUAAGGCCAUUGUAAUAGCUAGAGCUUGAUAAUUUGUCUGAGCUUAAGUUUGCUAGAAUCUCUUGGAGGAAUGUAACAGACAGUAAAAGAUAAUGCUGCUUAAUCUUUUACUCUUAUCAAGUCAAGCAUUAAGAAUAAAGAGAAAUCGCCAUAUUUUUGGGGUAAAAAGGAACUAAAGGCUCAACUCUCUUUUAAAAAACUUAAUUCCUGAACUAACUUUAAGAUUAAACUGAAGAGACUAUAUAGGAUUGCAUAUAUAUUGACAUCAUGAUUCCCAAUAUGAAUCAGGCUAUCACUGAAAAUAUUGGAUAGAGGUAUUUGAGAAAUAAAAAGUAAUCACUCCUCAAAGUAAGAUCAAACAAAUAAAAAAUGGUCAAAUCAUAAUUGAUAUUGGCUAUUUCGUCAAGUUCAAAACUUUUCUAUUAUGAUCCAAAUAAUUUCCCUACCGAAGAAAACUAGUCAAAUUUCCAAAAUUUUCUGCCAUUAGAAUUAAACUAUCUUUAAUCUAACACAAUCAAAUACCAGUAACUAAUGUAGUUAUCAUAGAUAUCUAAUAGCAAAAGAAAUGAUUUUGUAGAGUUUCUUGAAUUAAUGGGCAAAUCUCAAGAAAUUGAAAAGCUUUAUAUGAUUACUAAGAAUGACUAAAGAUUUAUAAAGGCUAUUGAAAAGAAAGAGAAGUCUAAAUACUCAACAUGCAGCGAGCUCUAUUAAUAUCUGACUAAGAUCCUUAUGAAAGUUUAAAAUGCUGAGGCUGUUCUUGCAUAUCAUAUAGCUGUAGAUAUUUAGUAAAAUUUAAUAAUAAGAAGAAUAACUCAGUAAAAAAGUACCUAAAUACUAUGCAUAAAUCUUUAAGAGCAUAUAUAGGAUGAAAAAAUAACUUAGCUCAUUGUUGAUGCUGAAAAUCAAAUGAUACAAAUAUCAACAUCAGGGUCUGAUGUUUUUGAAAUUAAAAUGACUUAAGGCUUGUUUAUUAGAGAGAAGGAAAAAUUAGAGAUCCCUUAAAUUGAUAUUUAAAAGUAGAACUUAAAAGAUUAAGAAUCAUCUGAAAGGCUCACAAUAUUCAAAUAAGUUGAUCAUAACUCAAAAUAGAAGUUGAUGAUUCUUGGGUUUAACAAUGGAAGGGUUAAGAUUAUUAAUACCAAGUCUUACAAAGUCAUUUUCAAUGUGAGAUGCAUGAAUGAUGAAAAUGCAAUUACAACUCUUGAAACUGUAAAGUCGAGUAGCGGAGAGUCAACCAGCAUUUAUAUAGGAACUGGAAGUGGUCACUUGCUGCAUAUUUAGAUUAACAGCAAAGAAACCAAGAUUAUCAAGUCAAAGCAGCUAAGCAUCUUCAAAAUAAGACAACUAAUCGUUAGUGAUAACAAUAUGAUCUAUGCUAUCUCAGAUAAAUAACUAUUUUGCGUUGAGAAAUAAUCUUUUAAUAUUAAGUACAAAUAUGAACUUAAUUCUAAAGAACUUUCAAAGAAAGAGGUUUUCAAGUCUUUCAGUUUGAUGAAAUUAAAUGAAAGCCAAAGUUCAAUCGUUUGCUUUUUGCAAAAAUCUAAAUGGAUUCUAAUGUUUGACCUGUAAACACUGAUAUGCUAUUGUGUCUAUGAUCUUAAGAAAAUUGGAUUUAAUCCUUCAUUUGUGCAUAUUCUCAAUGACCUCAAUUAGACGAUUUUAGUAUCAUCUUAAAACCUUGAAACUCAUAUAUUUACCUUGAAAAAAUAAAUAGAAUUCCCUCAAGAUAUAGAUUUGUAUGAAAACUGCAUUUUUGAUGAGGAACUUGCAGAAUAAAAAUUCCCAAAGACAUAAAAAAAAUCAGCAAUUACCCAAAUUUUUCACAAAAAUAUUACUAUAUAAAAGUGCAUCAAUAAAUAAAUCACUAAUGAGAUUAAAUCGAAAAAGAGAUCUCACAGCUUAGGAGCAACUUUAUUGAAAAGUGAUGUCGAAACUUUGAAUUUAUUAAAUAUUAGGUAAUCUGCCUGCAAUGUAGUAAGUGAUGGAGAAGAGUCAGAUGAAUCACCAAGGCUAAGAAAGAAAUAAAUUCAAUAAAUAGAGGCUUAAAGGGAGUAAAGAGUAAAAAAGGGCUAUGCUAUUCUUUCAAGGGUUAACAAUAAACCCAAAAAGAUACUGGAGGAAAUAAAAGAAGAAGAAGCUAAAAAGUAAAAGAGAAACAGUAUGGACAAAGAUAAAAAUAAGUAAAAUGAAGAGAGUGAACCAAAGCUUAGAAGAGCAAUAUCAACAAACAAAAGAAGGAAAAGCCAUUGGGUAUGA